Molecule: messenger RNA, 3563 nt
Organism: Spirometra erinaceieuropaei
Lineage: Eukaryota; Metazoa; Platyhelminthes; Cestoda; Diphyllobothriidea; Diphyllobothriidae
Source: the annotation of a GenBank genome assembly
AUGCUGGUGGAGCAAAUGGACUCAGAGAACAGCAAUCAGGUGGUUCAAGUCAGUGAACCCUGGGUACAAGCGCAGUCGGCUGAGAAUGGUUCAAUCCUGCUCAGUCAGGUUCUUCGUGCAUUGACAAACCUGCCAGAGACUAACAGUGGAGCAGUGGCUGUAGCUAAUCUGGCGCAGCCUCAGAAGUCUAAAUCGGUGGUUGUUGGUCAAGCCAACCUGCCUACGUCGCAGACAGCUCCAGUGUCUCAAACGCAUGUUUUGAUUCCAGUUUCGGCGCUGAGUUCGAACAGGAGUCUGGAGGCUUUGGGUGCCACGGUGAAUACGCGGCCGCUUCUGUUGCAGACGACAAGUGUCCCGCCGACACCCACCACCUCGACGCCUGCACAGACACCGUUGUUGAGCAGUAUUCAGAUGCCGACUGCAGUUCCGAUGCCGAAUGGCGGUUUGUCACGAGUUGGAGCAGUGAAUAGCGUGCUUCCGGCAGCUCUGGUGAACAGUACAACAGCCAAUCUGAUCGCCCAGCUAGCGAACUCGGUGUCGGCGGGUAUGCUGACGGUGGCGCAGUCGUCUCUGUUGACGCAUCCCCAGGACGUGUCGUCCACCCUGACAGAACUUGGUCAACUUCUGGCCACAAUAAGUAGCCUCACCUCGACUCUGCGCACUUCUCUGGACACACUCAUCAGCAUGACUUCUGUUGACUCCAAUGUACUGACCAGUACGUCAACGUCCAUUUCUACGACUGUGACACCACCACCGCCGCCGGUUGCCCCUCUCCCAACUGGCCGCUUAAUCACCCUUCGCGUGAUUCCCAACGGCAGCGGUUCAAAUUUUGUGGGCUUUCAACCUACCAUGAUGAAGACACCGUCGACUGUCUCGUCAGAGAGCAGGUCAUCGGAGGUGAUAUCGGAGGCCAAGCCCUCUAAUCCGACGUGCGAUGUUCCUGCGGUCGCCCAAGUGCAGCCUGCUUCCGGAGUGAACACGACGGAUUCAGGGGUUGUGAACCAACUUCCAGCAGCUUCUACGCCUCCUCCUCCGCCGCCGUCGUCAGCAGUUGCGGUAAAGCCUGUUGUGAACUCCCGAAAGCGUCCCCCACCGAUAGCUAGUAAGGUGUCGGAGGGGGCAGAAAGAAGCCCAUCGAAGUCGGUUAGUCCAUUGUCGGAGGAGGCGGUGACCUCCGUCCCUGUCAGCAUUCUGAAUGUUGUGACGUCCGGUUUGUCAGUCAGUACGGCGGCGAGCUCUGGGCGAACUGAUGAGCGGACUAACACGACAGAUUCAAAUGUGACGGUGCCGGAGGAGACUGAAGAGGUGACGCAACCGUCAACCGUGUCAACCCCACAUCCCAUACCCGAGGCACACAAAUUGGCCGCGGGUGUUUCGGCGGUCUCUAAUUGGGCCUACAAGAACCUGUACAUUUGUCCGAUGGAGGCUUGCAGGAAGAGUUUUGUAAGACGGAGUAAGCUUCGUGAUCACCUCUGUGGCCACACCGGUGAACGACCAUAUGUUUGUGCGAUCUGCAAAGCGACAUUUGUUCGUGUCAACGACCUUCGUCGACACAGUUACUCUCACUUCAGCGUGAGGAGGGCGUUCCCUGGUUCUUCAUCUCUCCCCCCCGUCUCAUAAAGUGCCCUGGACCGUACCACUGGUAAGUUGCCUUUUAAUGGCAACGGAAGUUGAAGUGUCGGCACUGCAACAGAAGUAUGCAGUAAUGCUCAGUUCAACUCUAGGUGCCGCUAUUUCUGGCCAGAUGUCGAGUAAGCGGCCGCUCUGCAGAAUUUGUUUAUGCAAUUCCCGUGAUGUUUGUUGAAUGCGAGCUGUAUACUGUUGUUGAUAUUAUGUGCAUUUUGGGUUAGGCGUUAUUGAUAGUGGAAAUGGGUACGUGGAUUACGGGCUUGGCCCCACGACGCCUGAAUAUCUGUAGCGGAUCAGAGCUACUUGCUGGCAGCUUGUUGGGACCCGCCGCAGACGCUUAGGCCAGUUCCUAAUACGAGCUUUCUACUCACACAUCGACUUGCCUCGUCUUUGUGCUCAUCCAACCAGCGUGUACAGUCCGUUAGGAGCAUAUCCUGUCAACUGCGUCGACUUGGUUGGUAAAACGGCCCAGAAUGGCAAUGUUGCCUUCACCACCAGUCUGUCUUAGUUCUUUUUGUUUGUUUUACGCUAAGUUCGCACUUCAACUUCUAACAUUCUCAGCGUUAGCAACACGACCAUUGACAAGAAGCCCUUAGAAUUGCAAUGUGCACUUAGUGUGACCUUUUUUUUAUUCGGGAGCCUACCUUGGCCGUACGCAACUUACGAUUAUUUCAACGUCUAAGUACCAGGUUCCAGAGCUCGCGCCAAAGACGUUUCUGCGCGAUCAUCGCCUAAUGCUCUGUUUGCAUCUUAUAGAUAUUGCCUAGGAUGUGCGUCAAGUGUAAUGAGAAUAUGUUGGUAAACAUUUUCGGUUCGUUAAAAUAAUCUGUACGCCGUAAAGACUGCCGUUCGAUGCAGAAAGCAACACUUCAGAUGCCUGCUCUGGUGCUUUUAUUCUGGAUUCAGAACUAGAACUCCAUGACCAAUUAGAACCCAUAAAGGCAUCUUAAACCUCCAAAGCCGUCUUGUCGGGUUUGCACGACAUCGCAAUGGGUCUCGCGAACGCUUUUGUGUGAUUAUAGCCUCAUGGUAGUUUAACCCUAAAACAUGUACCGAAUAAGGUUCCCGAACUGUCCACUCGACCUAGGAUAGUGUCCUUAUGAGCCCUCUAGGACAUCUUUCCUGUAGAUCAGAUUCGGGUCCCAUGAUGUUUCGUUCUUGCAUGUGGGAAUCGUCACGUUUGUAGCACGUGUAGACGUGUGGGCCCAGCCACCGCGUCCACGCUCGUCCCCGGUCAUGUCAUUGGGGUCUGAAUGGACUCGGAAGAGAGAGAAUAGAGGGAAUGUUGCGAAAGUCUGCUUUGCUGCUCGCCUAGGUCAACACUGACACUUCGAUUAAGUGAUAAUCAUUGUCACUUGCAACGGAAGAACUGUCUCAACAGUGAGGAGAGGUUCGUUGUUGCUCUAACUCUGCACUCCGUGACAAUUCCUCCCCGAAUAACGUUGUCUGCACUUCACGCAUUGCAGUCGUCAAGACUGACAAGAUGGUUUGUCGUCAGUAUAGUUGCUAUGCUGGAGUGCAGAUUGUUACGACUGGUCCUAGCACUGGCGAAUCUGCUCUGGGAGACUGGUUGGUCAUUAGGUCGUUCCUGUGACGCCUGCGCCAUGCCACUCCUCCUCCUGCCUGCCAGCCCAGAAGGACGUGCGUCUCCACCCAACUUCAAUAAGUCCUUCCCCCCCCUCCUAUUGUGGAAAAUGAGUCUCGCAGAGGAACCAUCAUGCGGCGUCUGUCAGCGGUCCUGUAUGGGCGCUUGUCCGUUGGGUUAUCCAAAAGACAACGGACAUUCCAGGCUACUGGCGCCGGAAUUCGGUGGUGGUGGUGGUGGUGGUGGUGAUGGUGGUGGUGGUGGUGGUGGCGGCGGUGGUGGUGGAUCUUAUCAGCCAUCCGGCCGCGACGUCAGUUUACAGUUCCAAGAUCGUACUGGACGGCUAUAA